Molecule: messenger RNA, 3656 nt
Organism: Epinephelus moara (kelp grouper)
Lineage: Eukaryota; Metazoa; Chordata; Actinopteri; Perciformes; Serranidae
Gene: mdm4
Product: MDM4 regulator of p53
Exons: 11
Coding region: 203-1693 (496 amino acids)
Biological process (GO): regulation of cell cycle; negative regulation of apoptotic process; protein ubiquitination
Cellular component (GO): nucleus
Molecular function (GO): ubiquitin-protein transferase activity
Source: RefSeq, a predicted model, not a curated record
CCAUAUUCAUCGUUUUGAAUCUGUAGUUCAGUUAUGCUAACUCUCCGCUGUUAGUUGGAGUAGGCUACACUUGGAAAUCUCAAUAUUUAUCAACCUCAUGUAUAUUUACAAGAUGUCGACUGGUUGUUAAGGCAGCGGUGCGCGUGGAACAAUGUAGCAGCUGCGAAGUAAUGUCAACUCAUCACGACUUUGUUGAUUUAUUAUGAGCUCCCUAUCAGCCCAGCCUCCGGCAUCAGGCUCAUCAUGCAGGACACUACCUGGAGAUGGAAAUCAGGUACAACCAAAAGCCCCUCUCCUGCAGAUUCUGCGUGUUGCCGGAGCCCAAGAAGAAGUCUUCACACUCAAAGAGGUGAUGCACUACUUGGGUCAAUACAUCAUGGGGAAGCAACUGUAUGACAAACAGAGGCAGCACAUCGUCCACUGCCAGGAUGACCCUUUGGGAGAGCUGCUGGAGGUGGAGAGCUUCUCCGUCAAAAACCCGAGCCCAGUGUAUGAAAUGCUCAAGAAAUACUUAGUCGUGCUUGGUUGUUCUGACGCUGCAGAGAAUCUUUCUGUGGGCCGUGAAUGUGUAGAGGGCGGAGUGGAGGAUCGUGGUCAGAUGUGUGGAGCUGUGGUCAAAGCAGGGCUGGAGGCUGGCAGCGAAGGGCCUCUCCUGCAGACCACCUCCCAGCGACGACCUCGGGAGCCAGACGAUGACUCCCUUGAAGGCCUGCCACGGUCAGCCUGCAAACGGCCCAAACUGGAUGUUACUCUGGACGAGUGGGACCUUUCUGGCCUGCCCUGGUGGUUUCUGGGUAAUCUCCGUAGUAACUACAGCCGCAGGAGCAAUGGCUCUACUGACAUCCAUACAAACCAACUGUCUCCUGCACAGGAGGAGGACACGGCCAUCGUGUCGGACACCACUGACGACCUCUGGUUCCUGACUGAGGGCGGGAGUGAGCAAGUGAGCGUGGAGAUGAAAGAGGCUGCACUGGAGGAAGGCAGUGCGGGAGAAGGGGAGGCUCCACCUGAGGAUGAUGAUGGAGGCGGGAAGGAGGAGAAAGCAGAUCGAGAGAUGCAGGAGGAUCCUGAUGAAGACUCGCAGUGUCUAAGUGAUGACACUGAUACAGAGAUCUCAACACAGGAUGCGUGGCAGUGCACUGAGUGCAGGAAGUAUAACACCCCUCUCCAAAGGUACUGUGUUCGCUGCUGGGCUCUACGUAAGAACUGGUACAAAGAUGUCCCCCGACUCGCCCAUUCCCUUUCUGUCCCUGACAUCCCAGCAUGCAGCUCUCUCAGCACGCACGACGAGGAAGAUGACAGCGACGCAGGCAUUGACGUCCCAGACUGCAGCAGGACAGUCUCUGACCCCGUCAUCCUGCCCUCUCACUCCACUGCUGACCGACCACUGCCCACCAUGAUAACAGGGAAAGGCAAGGGGCCUUGGCCCUCCAGCUUCCACAAGGAUGAGCAGCUCUCAGGAGGGGAGAGUCAGGAAAAUCUGGGAAUGGAGAUUGAAGAAGUUAGGCCUGAGGCACUGUUGGAGCCUUGCAAGCUCUGUCGAGUGAGACCCCGCAACGGAAACAUAAUACACGGGCGCACAGCUCACCUGCUAACCUGCUUCCCAUGUGCAAGGAGGCUACACAAGUUCCAGGCUCCUUGUCCAGGAUGUGGGAAGAUCAUUCAAAAAGUUAUUAAGAUAUUCAUUCUCUAAAAAGCGCACACACACAUCAUUCAGGCUCGGGACCUCAACAACAUAAAAUACAACACACAUGUUCAAACACAUUUGACCAUAAAGAUGCAUGCACUCUGCUCGUAGACACUCACACACAAAACAUGCACCUUACCCCUCAAACCUACAGAGGUAUACUCAGCACUUGGUGAAGCUUGCUCUUGGUUGCAUGGUUUAUUCUGCAUCACACUGCCUCUGAAGUAUUGUUAGAUGAAACCUUGGACACGAGAGUUUGUCAUACCAAAUGUUUGUUUUGGUGCCACACUUUAAAUAAGGGACACACAAAGGCAUAAGUAUUUAUUUAUUUAUAAGAAGAACACAUAGGAGUGCACCGUUGGUGUGAGCUUUUAUUUGAUUUCAUGAAGGCUUGUUUUUGCAGGCUGUGUGAAUUUUCUCAUUUGUGUUUGCAUUGCAUUGAAAGGUGCUAUUUAAAACGAGUAUUGCUUGCCUCAGUUCUGUUAGUUUUGUUUGACUUUCUCUCCCUAUAGUUUCACUUCAGUCAUCAUCUGGACCAACUAGAAAAGAUCAGUGCAGGUAUAUAACUGCAAGAACAUUUCUUUGAGCAUCGGCUAGGCUAUUUUGUUUGGUUGUUUAACCCUUGUUAUAUCCUCUUAGGUAUUGUGGCUCAUUUGAGUUAUGAAGACAAGAUUGAAGGAAGAACAGGAAAGAAAUAUUUAAAACUAUGAUUUUCUAGUCAGCAGCUGCAGCUCCAUGAAAGUGUCCUCUUAAGCUUUUCUUAAAAAAAUGUGCUUCAGCAUAAUUGAAUGUAAUGUAAAAUACAAAUGUGGUGGCUUAAGUCCUGUUUCUCAACAUAGUAUUUUAAAAAUGUAGAAUUGAAUUUAACCUGCUUAGGAAUGCACAGCUGAAGUAUUUACUGUAAUUUCCUCUCGGGGUAGUAAUUUGAUGUUAAUAUGUAUUCAAUACCGUAUUUACAAUUGCCAAGCCUCUGAUGACAGUAAUGCCUGCAGUAAGUUAUGUCAUAUAAUUGUCGGUUAAUGUUUAAAUGUUAUCAGUCAGAGAGGGCACAUCUCUUCCUCAACAUAUGGUAAAUGAACAAUUUCUGUAUAUUUUGUAUUUAAUUUAUUUAUGAUUCUGUUUUAAUUGUUUAGAUGACCACCACCUCUAAUGACGCAGAAGAAGGCUGCACAUGUUACAGAGCUCUAAUGUGUAAUUUUACAGCAUGAAUAUUUUAUGAACGAUAAAGGAAAAGUCUCUAAUGAAACGGGUUACCCUCGGUCAAAGCGAUGAUGUAGUACUUAUUGGGAGUUGGAGGUUUGAUUUCAGCGUUACACUGCCAUGUAAUGACUCUGAACUUUAAUUUGUAUAUUAUAGAUUUUAUUUGGAUGGCUCUGCAUUAUUUGAAGAUUGUACCGCUAGACCACAUAACUUUCAGUGAGUGUGUGUGAGCUCUCUAAAAAUACAGUAUGCUCACAAGUAAGAUGUUCAGUGACAGUAAGCAUUUAACUCUGGGCUCUGCUUAGCGUAGAGGGAAUAUUCUAGUUCUUUGAUCUGCUCUUCACUUGCGCUUAAUCUUUCUGCCAGCAGGUGGGGAGAAGUCUCAAUAUUGUAUCUGGUGCCCACAAAAGUUGUACAGUACCAGUGAUAACAUGUAAAGCAUAUAUAGAGCAUGCCUCCCGUCGUGACUAGAGCCAGCACUGAGCUGGUGUGCGAGCUAUUUUAGCGAUAUAAAACUAUAAAUGAUUAAUGUAGCCUGUUGUAUUUAUCGCCAAUAUUGUGCAUUGAGAUGAUAAAACCUUCCUCUAGAUACAGACCUCAUAAAAAUGGCCCAGUACAUAUUGUACCAGUGAUACUGGCUCAGAAUGACAGACUAUUAAUGACCUAAAGACUAUAAUGUGCUCAAACAUGGUACAGCUAAUAUAGUUGUUUUUUUCUACCUGUCAUGGAAUAAAAUAUGUUGUUUUGUAAAGCAAUAAAGAGUUAAGAG